UCUGAAGGGAAUUUUGGCUCCAUAUCUCAUGAUUUUUGUUGGUUUAGGAGUUGGUGACAUUCAGGGAUGUUGCUGUGGACUUUACCCAGGAGGAGUGGGGUCUUUUGGAUGAUCCUCAGAAGGAGUUGUACAAAGAGGUCAUGUUGGAGAAUGCCUGGAACCUGCUCUCCCUGGGACUUCUAGUUCCCAGUGAAUAUGUGAUCUCUUAUUUUAAUCAAAGAAAAUCACAAUGGAUGCUGGACCAUGAAGGCCUGAGGAUCUGCUCUCCAGAAAGAGAAAUGACACUUGAAAUGAAGGAAAAUAUUCCAGAGCGAAGUCUUUCUGUAGUAGAUAUUCACAAGCCAAGAAUAAUCAGUGAUACUCCUGGUAACUUCACUUGGAAAGAUAUCCGUGAUACACUUGAGAAAAUCCACAUUGGAGAGAAAUCUUAUGAGCAUAACCAAAAUGGAAAAGAUUUCAUAGAAAGGUGGGCUCUUACUAGACAUAAGAAAAUCCACACAUCUCUUGAAUAUAACCAAUAUGUAAAGACUUUCAAAUAUAAAAAUAGUUUUCCUCUACAUUGGAAUAUCCAUGUUGGACAGAAACCUUAUGAAUGUAACCAAUGUGGAAAGAUUUUUAGUAAUAAACGAACUCUUACUGUACAUCAGAGAAUCCACACUGGAGAGAAACCUUAUGAAUGUAACCAGUGUGGAAAGGCUUUUAUAGGAAGUGGAAAUCUUAAUAGACAUCAGAGAAUACAUACAGGACAGAAACCUUAUAAAUGUAACCAGUGUGGAAAGGCUUUUACACAAAAGGAAUCUCUUACUAGACAUCAAAGAAGCCACACUGGAGAAAAACCUUAUAAUUGUAACCAAUGUGGAAAGGCUUUCACAAAAAAGGAAUCUCUUACUGGACAUCAGAGAAUCCAUACUGGAGAGAAACCUUAUGAAUGUAACCAAUGUGGAAAGACUUUCACAAAAAAGCAAUCUCUUACUAUACAUCAGAGAAACCACACUGGAGAAAAACCUUAUAAAUGUAACCAAUGUGGAAAGGCUUUUAUAGAAAGUGGAACUCUGAGUGUGCAUGAGAGAAUCCACACUGGAGAAAAACCUUAUGAAUGUAACCAAUGUGGAAAGGCUUUUAGUCAUAAAGGAACUCUUACUAUACAUCAAAGAAACCACACUGGAGAGAAACCUUAUGAAUGUAAUCAUUGUGGAAUGGCUUUUACAGAAAGUAGAGGUCUUAAUAGACAUCAGAUAAUCCACACUGGAGAGAAACCUUAUAUAUGUAAUCAAUGUGGAAAGACUUUUACAAUAAAGCAAUCUCUUACUGGACAUCAGAGAAUCCACACUGGAGAGAAACCUUAUAAAUGUGAUCAAUGUGGAAAGACUUUUACAAAAAAGGAAUCUCUUACUGGACAUCAGAGAAUCCACACUGGAGAGAAACCUUAUGAAUGUAACCAGUGUGGAAAGGCUUUUACAAAAAGUGGAGCUCUUACUGGACAUCAGAAAAUCCAUACAGGAGAGAAACCUUAUAAAUGUAACCAUUGUGGAAAGACAUUUACAAAAAAAGGAUCUCUUACUGUACAUCAGAGAAUCCACACUGGAGAGAAACCUUAUGAAUGUAAUCAAUGUGGAAAGGCUUUUAGUCAUAAAGGAAAUCUUACUAUACAUCAGAGAAACCACAGUGGAGAGAAACCUUAUGAAUGUAAUCAAUGUGGAAAGGCUUUUACAGAAAGCGGAGGUCUUCAUAAACAUCAGAGAAUCCAUACAGGAGAGAAACCUUAUAAAUGUAACCAAUGUGGAAAGACUUUUAGUCACAAAGUAACUCUAAUUAUACAUCAGAGAAUCCACACUGGAGAGAAACCUUAUAAAUGUAACCAGUGUGGAAAAGGUUUUACAAAAAAGGGAGCUCUUACUGGACAUAGCAGAAUCCACACUGGAGAGAAACCUUACGAAUGUAACCAAUGUGUAAAGGCUUUUACAAAAAAGGAAUCUCUUACUGUACAUCAGAGAAUCCACACUGGGGAAAAACCUUAUGAGUGUAACCAGUGUGGAAAGAUUUUUAGGCAAAAGGGAGCUCUUACUGGACAUGGGAGAAUCCACACUGGAGAGAAACCUUAUGAAUGUAAUCAAUGUGGAAAGGCAUUUACAAAAAAAGAAUCUCUUACUGUACAUCAGAGAAUCCACAUUGGAGAGAAACCUUAUGAAUGUAACCAGUGAGGAAAGAUUUUUAGGCAAAAGGGAGCUCUUACUGGAUAUCAGAGAAUCCACACUGGAGAAAAACCUUAUAAAUGUAACCAAUAUGGAAAGGGUUUUAUAUAAAAAAUAGGAUUGGUUCUUGCUGGAUCUAUGAAGAAAGGUAAAUGCAUUAAAAUAAAGAGGAAAAUGACUUAGAGAAUAUUGGGACAAGAUGUGCUAGUGCUGAUACCUUCCAUGUUUAUCUUUCCUUAGCUAUAACACUAUAUGGAGGGUGAGGAAGAAAAAAUAAAAGAUGACUAGGGAUGGCAGACAGCUUCUUAGCUAUAUUGGAUUCUUCUUUUCCAUCUGGUCACCUACUUGCAAGGCAGCAUGGUAUAAUGGAAAGAUCCCUACAUUUGGACUCAGAAAACAUGGGCUGAAAUUCCAGUACUGCUGUAGUCUUGGGAAAGUAAUUUAACUUAACUGGAUCUCAGUGCAUUUAGGUUAGAUUAGGGUUUCUUCUGGUUCUAAAUCCUUUGAUCUUUGAUCUGAGAAGCCAAAAAGGAGUUUAAAAAUGAAUCCUACCCCACAAUGGCAUUUAUUCCUAGGUCCUCAGCUUCACAUUAGGGCAAAUAACUCAAAUGGCUUCACUAAGCCUUUAGAGUAUGACUGGCAACAUUUGGAGAGGCAACAAGAUAAUGGGAAAUUCUAAACCGAAUUCUUUGUUGAUUUAGGAAACUUGUACAUCAUGCCUAAAUGAAAAACUGUGCAACUAAUGAAAUAGAUUUCUUGCCAUAUUUAUUCAGGCAGAAAAUGUGUUUUUUUCAGAUGAAAUUUUUAAGAUGUUUUUAUGAAUAAAAGAUUUCAACUCUGAGGUUUCAGCUUACAUACAUCAAUUUGACAGUGAUGACCCCAAAAAGGUGGAAAUACUGUUGGAUGGUGAAUUAGAGGGACAGUAAUACAAUGUAUGUAGCUAUAAAUUGGUUCACUUGUUCUGAAAAAUCUUUAAGAAUUAAGAUUUAUUCAAAGGUGAUCAAAUGUCCAUACUUUGUGACUACUUUGACAUUCUACUUAAAAGUAUAAAUUCUAAGGAAGCGAGGGAAAGCAUUGUUUUAACCAAAAUAAAAUAUUCAUUGAAAUGGA
Molecule: messenger RNA, 3302 nt
Organism: Antechinus flavipes (yellow-footed antechinus)
Lineage: Eukaryota; Metazoa; Chordata; Mammalia; Dasyuromorphia; Dasyuridae
Product: zinc finger protein 260-like
Exons: 3
Coding region: 141-2201 (686 amino acids)
Biological process (GO): regulation of DNA-templated transcription
Molecular function (GO): RNA polymerase II cis-regulatory region sequence-specific DNA binding; DNA-binding transcription factor activity, RNA polymerase II-specific
Source: RefSeq, a predicted model, not a curated record